AUGGCCAGAAUUGCUCCAGUCUACUGCAGCUUGUUUGCCCUAAUGAGGGAAAGUGAAAAGAUAUGGUUCCCUCCUAACCACAUCUUUAAACUAGACCACCCAGCCAGUGAGAGCCUGCACUUUAGAAUCAGAUACUAUUUCCCUGGCUGGUAUAACAGCAGCAAUUCAUUGUAUGCCCACCGCUAUGGCGUGUCCAAGGGGAUGGAGAGCCCUGUGAUGGAUGAUUGUGUCAUGGCAUACCAAUUUCUUCAGUGGCGGAGUGACUUCCUGAAUGGCUUGGCUCCUAUUCCGGUGAACCACGAGGCCCAGGAGGAGUGUCUGGGCAUGGUGGUGCUGGACAUGAUGAGGCUCGCCAAGGAGAGUGGAAAGUCACCCGUGGACAUCUACAAUGAUACCAGCUACAAAUCAUUCCUGCCCAAAUGCAUGCAAGGCCGCAUCCAGGAGUACAACAUCUUGACUCGGAAAAGGAUCCGCUAUCGCUUUAAGAAGUUCAUCCAGCAGUUCACUGACUGCAAGGCCACCGUUUGUAACCUCAAACUGAAAUACCUGAUGAACCUGGAGGAGAAGCUGCCCUGCCUGUACUCAGAGCGCUUCCAAGUCACAGACCUCUCCGCACGGGAGGUUACCAUCGUUGUCAUGGCCGACACAGGCAUCCAGUGUUCGAAAGGGAAAGAGGAGGACGACGCAGAAGAGGAGCUGCAGACAUACUGUGACUUCUCAGAGGUGAUCGACAUCAGCAUCAAACAGUCCAAUAAAGAAGGCUCCGUGGAGAGUCGCAUAGUGACUCUCACCAGACAGGACAACCACAUCCUGGAACUGGAGUUUCGCUCGCUCCCAGAGGCUCUGUCCUUCGUGUCAUUAGUGGAUGGGUAUUACAGGCUGGUUGCAGACGCCCAUCAUUAUCUGUGUAAAGAGGUGGCUCCACCAAGACUUCUGGAGUGCAUUCAGAGCUACUGCAACGGCCCUGUGUCGAUGGAGUUUACCAUCGGUAAGCUGCGUCGCUCUGGUAACCACCAAGGCCUGUACCUCCUCCGCUGCAGCCCCAAGGACUACGACAAAUACUUCAUGUCAUUCGUGGUGGGGUAUGAAACUUUGGUGGACUAUAAGCACUGUCAGAUUGUGAAGAUGGAGACAGGAGAGUACAAUCUGAGCGGAGCCAAGAGGAGCUUCAGCUCGCUCAAAGAGCUGCUGCACUGCUACCAGAAGGAGGCGCUGCGCACCGAUGGAUACACGUUCCAGCUGAGCAGGUGCUGCUCGCCCAGCCUCAAAGAGAAGUCCAACCUGGUGGUGUGCAGGAAUAAUCGCGGGGCAGAUGUUCCUCUGUCUCCCUCGCUCCACAAACACAACAUCAGCCAGAUGGUCUUCCACAAGAUCCGAAAAGAGGACCUCGUCAUCAAAGAGAGUCUGGGCCAAGGAACUUUCACCAAGAUUUUCUGUGGUGUGAGGAAGGAGACGGGAGACUACGGGGAGAUUCACAAGAUAGACGUCGUUAUCAAGAUCCUGGACAAGUCUCACCGCAACUAUUCAGAGUCCUUCUUUGAAGCAGCCAGUAUGAUGAGCCAGCUCUCCCACAAGCACUUACUCCUCAACUUUGGCGUGUGUGUUUGUGGCAAUGAGAACAUGAUGGUGCAGGAGUAUGGUAAAUUUGGUUCACUGGACACCUACCUGAAGAAGAAUAAAAGCUGUGUUAACAUCACCUGGAAGCUAGAGGUGGCCAAGCAGCUCUCCUGGGCUAUGCACUACCUGGAGGAUAAGAACCUCAUCCAUGGAAAUGUUUGCGCCAAGAAUGUUCUUUUGAUCCGAGAGGAGGACCGGAUGACGGUCAGCCUGCCCUUCAUCAAACUCAGUGACCCGGGCAUCAGCAUCACCGUGCUGCCCAAAGAAGUUCUGGUGGAGCGUAUCCCAUGGGUGGCCCCGGAGUGCAUUGAAAACCCCCAAAACCUGAGUUUAGCCACAGACAAGUGGGGCUUCGGGACCACCCUCUGGGAGAUCUGCAGUGGAGGAGACAAACCUCUCAGCACCCUGGACUGCUCCAAGAAGAACUUGUUCUAUGAGGACAGGCACCAGCUGCCGGCUCCUAAAUGGACGGAGCUGGCCAAUCUGAUCAACAGCUGUAUGGACUACGAGCCCUCACACCGACCCUCCUUCAAAGCCAUUAUCAGAGAUCUCAACAGCCUCUUCACUCCGGACUACGAGCUGCUGGUGGAGAGCGACAUGGUGCCCAGCAGGACUCGAGGCUGCAGCUUCCCGUGGGCCUCAGAGAGCCACGAGCCCGCCCAGUUUGAGGAGAGACACCUCAUCUUUCUCAAGCAGCUGGGCAAAGGAAACUUUGGCAGCGUGGAGAUGUGCCGGUACGACCCCCUGCAGGACAGCACGGGGGAGGUGGUGGCCGUGAAGAAGCUGCAGCACAGCACGGCGGAGCACCUCAGGGACUUUGAGCGGGAAAUCGAGAUCCUCAAAUCCCUCCAGCAUGAGAACAUCGUGAAAUACAAAGGAGUCUGCUACAGCGCAGGACGGAAGAACCUCCGACUGAUCAUGGAGUACCUCCCCUACGGCAGCCUGAGAGAUUACCUCAUCAAACACAAGGACCGCUUCGACUUCAGCAAACUGCUGCACUACGCGUCACAGAUCUGCAAGGGCAUGGACUACCUUGCCACUAGGCGGUACAUCCACAGAGACCUGGCCACGAGGAACGUCCUGGUGGAGAGCGAGAUGAGGGUGAAGAUCGGAGACUUCGGCCUGACCAAGGUGCUGCCGCACGACAAGGAGUACUACACCGUCAGAGAGCCAGGGGAGAGCCCCAUCUUCUGGUAUGCUCCAGAGUCGCUGACAGAGAGCAAGUUCUCUGUGGGAUCAGACGUCUGGAGUUUCGGCGUUGUCCUCUACGAACUCUUCACCUACAGUGACAAGAAAUGCAGCCCACCGGCGGUGUUCAUGGACAAAAUGGGAAAUGAAAAGCAGGGCCAGAUGAUCGUCUACCAUCUGAUAGAUCUUCUGAAACAGGGAUACAGGCUGCCUGCUCCUGAUAAUUGUCCAAAUGAGAUGUACAAGAUGAUGACAGAGUGCUGGAGCAGCGAGCCGGGACUGCGCCCUUCAUUCAAGACAUUAAUCCACAGUGUGGAGACUGUACGAGAGAACAAAGACACAUUGCAGCUUAACCUUUGACCUUUAGGUGUCCACUGGGGAGUCAAUCCUCACUGAAGGUGUCAGUGACCUCACUGCUGUGAUGCAGUCGGACGUCCACUCGUGUUCUUUUGUGGCUCUGCAUGUCGCUCAAACAGGGAUGAUGAGUGGUAGUAUCUACUUUCUUAGCAGUUUAGCUUGACAUGUUGUAAUAACCUGGUUGAUUAUUACACUAGAUCUGACUUAAACACCAAAUAUAAGACAUGAGAUGCUUUUUUUUUUUUUAAUUCACAAUUGAAUACAUUAUUUUUUUUAUGUUAUUCUCUAGUCUAAGUAAGUUGUGUUGGAUGUUUAAGCCUUGAAAUCAGUAUCAGUAGCAAACAUAUAUAAAUAACCAACAAGCAGCAUUUUGUUUGUUAAUGCACACAAGGGGAGCAGUUAUGAACAUCUCUACAGGUGGUUACAAAUCACAUUCCUGCUGUUACAGAUGUUUAUUACACAUUGAGGUAACUUCAUGCCGAUUGAGCGUCUGGCCCACUGAUAAAAGAUUUAGCAUUUGCAAGAUAACGAAAUUGGUGUCUGUUGUGACAUUCCAAGGAAAAAGGAUACAUGGUUCACAGAAGGGGAAUGGGAUCUCAAAACUCUUGCUUUGCUUCCCUGAGAUUUGAACUUAAUCACCAUCCACUUAUUUAUUUACAUCACUUCAUGCAAUGUGCAAACAAAAAGCAUUACAGACAUUUCCUUAAGAUCUGGGCAGCGAGAAGUGUCAGAUCAUGGACUAAUGUAUACAACGUUAGUCCAAUGCUUUGUUUUUGAAACCGGAAAUGAUGAGGGUGAUGUAAUAAGUGAUGGGUUGAUGUCUUUUUUUUUUAUAAUUACAGUAUAAUGUUUGCAGUGUUACAAGGAUAUUUUGUCUGUAGAUACAGAACCUUUUGUCAUCAUGUGUCCACCCAUUUAAAGUGACUAAGGAGCAUGUGCAUAAGUUAAAUAUGUGUCCUGAGGUGCUUUGCAAUGUCUGCCAAAAAUGUGUCUUUAAAAAUGGAAUGUUUUAAACGUUUUUUUUACAGUAUCUAUCAAUGUGUGUACUGACUUAACGAGGGGAUUGUUCAAAGUCAGUCCCUGAACAGAUUGUAAUUUGUGGAACAGCAUCUGUCUUAUUUGGAAAAAAAACGAAGUUAUUUUUUGUGGCAAAUCUUACACACGCUCACACAAAAUGUCAAAGGACGGACGCCCUCUCACAUCCCUGAGAAUAAGUCAUUGUAAAGAGCAACGCUUUCUCACUUACAAACAUACCAGCGCUCUAACCUCGGGCACUACCACAAUCACACAUUGUUUACGUCAAGUCUGUGUCUUCAGAGUUUCUAAAUCUUGCCAAGACGGAAAAUUUACUUUAUUUUCCCACCUCAGAUAUUUUUCCUCAUAAAGCCCUUAUUGUGAAGUUUGUACAUUGGUGUGUGAACCAAAUAUUAUUUUGUGAAGUAUGUAUUUAUCACAAGAUUGUCAGGAAAACAAAGGAUGUUAAACCAGAUUUAACUGGUGUUUUUUUUACCAUGUUUCAUUUGAGUUUUGUUCAGUGUCAGUGACACCUUGUUCUGUCAUCCAACGGAAAACAUGCAGCUACAUUUAUGACAUGUAUAGAUAAAUGUAAAUAUUAUAAAAAUUGAUAUGUAUUAUAUUCCAGGUGUGUACAUAAUUGUAUUAAAGAAAACAUAUUGCAGUACUA
Molecule: messenger RNA, 4846 nt
Organism: Notothenia coriiceps (black rockcod)
Lineage: Eukaryota; Metazoa; Chordata; Actinopteri; Perciformes; Nototheniidae
Gene: jak2a
Product: Janus kinase 2a
Exons: 23
Coding region: 1-3165 (1054 amino acids)
Biological process (GO): protein phosphorylation; cytokine-mediated signaling pathway; cell differentiation
Cellular component (GO): cytoskeleton; membrane; cytosol
Molecular function (GO): growth hormone receptor binding; ATP binding; non-membrane spanning protein tyrosine kinase activity
Source: RefSeq, a predicted model, not a curated record